Messenger RNA from Cornus florida, 987 nucleotides. RefSeq names its product F-box protein CPR1-like. Bases 1 to 987 code for a protein of 328 amino acids. Lineage: Eukaryota; Viridiplantae; Streptophyta; Magnoliopsida; Cornales; Cornaceae. The transcript is spliced from 3 exons. The record is from RefSeq and is a predicted model, not a curated record.
AUGGGCAUAAAAGGUGUUCGGUGGGGUGACUCAAAAAAUUGGGGCACCAAAGGUGAAGGCAACAUAGCCAAAGUUUCAGUUUUACAGAGGCCGUUGAGGGUGGAGACCUUUCCCAAAGACAUCGUGUUGGACAUUCUCUCAAGACUACCAGUUAAGGCCCUUGGUCAAUCCAGUUCAGACCGUGUUGACUUGAUAUCUUCUUGUAAUGGUCUUGUAUCUAUGCUUGUUAACUUUAAGACCGUCUUUCUGUUGAACCCUUUGACUCGAGAAUUCAAGAAAUUACCGGAUCAUGUUUUCAAGUGGCAAUAUUAUGGGUUCGGUUACGACUCGUUUUCUGAUGACUACAAGGUGGUCUUAGGGUCUUGUGAAGAGAUUGGAAAUGGUUACUUGGAGUCCAUAGUCAUAAAGGUAUAUUCUCUGAGAAGCAAUUGUUGGAAACAAAUUCAACAAGUUAUGCCUCAUCACAUUCAAUGCCCAAAUGGGGUUUUUGCAAAUGGAGCAAUUCAUUGGGAGGCGUCGCGGAAAGGCCAAAAUUUGAGUUGUCAUAUUGUUUCCUUUAAUCUAGCUGAGGAGAAAUUUAAGGUGGUGCUACAGCCCAAUGAUGGGGAGGAGGGGUGUUUGUUUACUCUAGGAAUUUUGGGCGGAAAUCUUGUUAUGAGCAGGUAUGGUUUUGGUACUGUGUGGACAAUGGAGGAAUAUGGUGUGAGGGAAUCUUGGACUGCAUUACUCCAUUUUUCUCCUGCGGAAAAACCAGAUUCUGAAUAUGUCUUAUCGCCCCUGUGUUAUAAGAAGAAUGGUGGUAUUUUAUUGCAGAAUUCCUCGAGUCAUCUUGUUACCUACUACCGGAACGGUAAUUCGUUUGUUCUAUCUCCUUUUUCCAUCAUUGAGGAUGAGUUGCAUGUGGCUAAGACCAAAUUGCACUGGUAUUUUGAGAGUUUAGUUUCACCCUACAGCGACAAUGAAAAGAGAAGGCUACAUUUGGCAUGA